Molecule: messenger RNA, 702 nt
Organism: Nylanderia fulva
Lineage: Eukaryota; Metazoa; Arthropoda; Insecta; Hymenoptera; Formicidae
Source: RefSeq, a predicted model, not a curated record
GUAUAUGACGUCAUUAAUUUUGACGUUAUUUCCUGUUGCGAUUACUGCAACCGGCGAGGUAAAGCACUCGCAGUAAUCAAGAUGGCUACCUCCAUAUGUACGGUGGAACUAACCUUAAUAGAUGCUGAAACUAACAAAACUUAUAACGUUGUAGUGAAUGAAGCAGACACAGAACGAGCCAAAAAUGAUACAAUGUUUGCAACUACGUUGUUGGAGAAUGCAAAACAAUGCCAACAAAUUUAUAACGUACCUGAUGAUAAUAAUAAGGAAAAUAAGAAAUCUAGUCAAGAACAGCAUAAUUGGACGAAGCAAGAGAUAAUGCUAUUGUUAGAUAUAUAUACAUCUAAAGAGAAAGAUUUUCACAGUGGUAAGAAUACAGUGAAGCAUUGUUGGGAGUCAGUUGCUAAUGAAAUGCAGAAAAUGGGACAUGAUAUUAGUGGACAGAAAUGUUGUAUAAAAUUUCAAGCGAUGAAAAGGACUUACAAAUCCAUAAAAGAUCACAACAAGAAAUCAGGAAAUAAUACAAAAAAAUGGGAAUAUUUUGAGCUUAUGGAUAAAAUAUUUAGUGAAAAACCAUGGGUUGAACCAUUAGCAGUUGCUGGUACAAGUUGUAAUACUGACAGUGAAAAUUCCUCUACAGAAGAAAUUCGUGAACAAUUAACGGCAGCAAGAAAAAGAAAAUUAAAUAUAGACAAUAUUUAG